Molecule: messenger RNA, 4339 nt
Organism: Ricinus communis (castor bean)
Lineage: Eukaryota; Viridiplantae; Streptophyta; Magnoliopsida; Malpighiales; Euphorbiaceae
Product: conserved oligomeric Golgi complex subunit 1
Exons: 6
Coding region: 308-3505 (1065 amino acids)
Biological process (GO): intra-Golgi vesicle-mediated transport
Cellular component (GO): Golgi apparatus; COG complex
Source: RefSeq, a predicted model, not a curated record
GAAGCCUAUGCGAUCCAUAUGGAUAGGCUAUGGCCCAAUUCUAUACAAUACCCUCGCAUAACGAAAGAGCAUCAAUGGCUUGGUCUGGGCCCAAUAUCGUCGUUGGCGAAACUGGAAGCUAACUGGUAGAAGACGGAGAGGAAGAACAGAAGGGUAGUAGUUUUAAAUCAAUCAAAUGUUGAUUCUGAUAAAAUAAUAAUUAUACAUCUACAUCCCUCCCUCCAGAACCCUACAGAUCCGAUAUAACUCCUUCUCUGCAAGAAACUAAACUUAUGCACGAUCAUUUGCUAUUUUGUUAACUUUUACAAUGAGAGUAUCAUCAGCCUCCGCAGACGACCGCUCUGCCACUCUAAGCGGCGGAGGAUUCAGAGAUGCAGAGACACUAUUCCGUUCCAAAACCAUUUCGGAAAUACGCAAUGUGGAAGCCACCACCAGAAAACAGAUCGACGAUAAGAAGGAGGAGCUCCGUCAAUUGGUUGGCAACCGCUACAGAGACCUCAUCGACUCAGCUGACUCUAUUGUCCUCAUGAAGUCAUCUUGCCAUUCCAUCUACUCUAAUAUAGCUUCCAUCCAGACUAACAUUACCUCCCUCUCUGCAUCUCCUGUUUCCCAGACCCCCAAAUUCACCAACCCCAAUCCUGCUCGUCUUAGAAUCUACGGGAUCGCCUGUCGGGUCAAAUACUUGGUCGAUACUCCCGAGAACAUCUGGGGAUGCCUCGACGAGUCCAUGUUUCUCGAAGCUGCUGCCAGAUACAUUCGAGCCAAGCAUGUCCAUUUCAAUCUCAAUUCAACUUCUGACCCCAAGAUCCUCUCUAAUUUCCCUCUCUUGCAGCACCAGUGGCAGAUAGUUGACAGCUUCAAAGCUCAGAUUUCUCAGCGCAGCCGCGAGAGGCUUUUGGAUCCAGGCCUCCAAAUAGGUGCCUAUGCUGAUGCUCUGGCUGCCGUUGCUGUCAUUGAUGAGUUAGACCCCAAUCAGGUACUCGCUUUGUUUCUUGAUACUAGAAAGUCUUGGAUUCUCCAGAAAUUAUCUACUUUUGGCUCCACUGCUCCCCCCACUUCUGAGGUUGUGGUUCCUGUGUUUUGUGAAGUUGUUAAGAUCAUUCAAGUCAGUGUAGGCCAGGUAGGCCAAUUGUUUUUACAAGUCUUGAAUGAUAUGCCUCUCUUUUACAAAGUUGUCCUCUCUUCCCCUCCCGCCUCUCAACUGUUCGGCGGAAUUCCUAAUCCCGAUGGGGAGGUCCACAUGUGGCAAUGCUUUAGGGAUAAACUUGAGUCUUCUAUGCUUUCUCUUGAUAAGCACUACAUUGCGACCACUUGUAUGGCUUGGUUGAGAGAUUGCGGUGCACAGGUCGUCACUAAGAUUCAUGGUAACUUCCUGAUUGAUUCUAUUGCUACUGGCCGAGAGCUUGCCUUAGCCGAGAAAUUGAUCAGAGAGACUAUGGACUGUAAGCAAGUCUUGCAGGGGAGUUUGGACUGGCUCAAGAGUGUUUUUGGAUCCGAGAUUGAGUUGCCCUGGAGUAGGAUCCGAGAGCUAGUUCUAGAAGAUGACUCCGACCUCUGGGAUGAGAUUUUUGAAGAUGCUUUUCUUCAGAGGAUGAAAACCAUUAUUAGCUCUGCCUUUCAGGAUUUGGCCACAGGUAUUCAUCUGGAGGACUCCAUUUCUGCAAUUGGAGGCACCACUGGCCAACAUAUUGACUUCCAGGCAUACUUGAACAGACCUUCCACCGGUGGUGGGGUUUGGUUCAUAGAACCCAAUGCUAACAAGUCUACUCUAGUCUCUGGUUAUAAGGCAUCGCCAGAAGAAAAUGAUUUCCAGAGUUGUCUUAGUGCUUACUUUGGUCCUGAAGUUAGUCGAAUCAGAGAUGCUGUGGACAGUCGUUGUCAAAGUGUUCUCGAAGACUUGCUGAGUUUCUUAGAAUCUCCGAAGGCAGUACUCAGGCUAAAAUAUUUGGGGCCUUUCUUACAAGAUAACUGUUACAAUAGCGUGUCAAACAUAUUGGCAGAGCUCAAGGCAGAGCUUGAUAAGUUAUAUGUUGCCAUGGAAAGUGCCAGCAAAGUAAAUCCAUCUGUAUCUCCUGCUAUAGUUGUCGAGAGAUCCCUUUUUAUUGGGAGACUCUUGUUCGCAUUUCAUAGCCACAUAAAACACAUUCCAGUGAUACUUGGUUCUCCAAGGUUUUGGGAAAAAGAUAAUAUGGCUGCAGUUUUUGACAAGUUACCGUCUGUGUUGAGGCAAUCUAGACUUGCCACUGAUUCUUUCCUUGCUGAUGCUCCUGGAAGGACGCCCACUGGCUCUAGACGACAGACUUCUUCUGCCACUGCUGCUUUGCUAGGUGCAGCUGAAAAAGCAAACCCUAAACUUGAAGAACUAACCAGAACCUUAAAGGAUCUUUGCAUCAGAGCUCACAACUUAUGGAUAUCCUGGUUAUCUGAUGAGCUUUCAGCCAUUCUUUCUUGGGAUCUUAGAAAGGAUGAUGGAUUGUCGGCAACAACUCCCUUGAGGGGUUGGGAUGAGACAGUAGUCAAGCAACAACAAUCUGAUGAGAACCAUUCUGAAAUGAGAAUAUCACUCCCAUCCAUGCCUUCUCUCUACAUUAUCUCGUUUUUGUUUCGAGCAUGUGAAGAAAUUCAUAGGAUAGGUGGUCAUGUGCUUGACAAAUCAAUUCUGCAAAAAUUUGCAGUAAGACUACUUGCAAAGCUUAUUGAAAUUUAUGAGGAUUUCCUUUCUGCUAGAGAGGCUCAUGAAUCUCAGGUGUCAGAGAAAGGAAUUCUGCAAAUUCUGUUAGACCUAAAAUUUGCUGGAGAUGUUCUCUCUGGAGGUGAUCCCAAUAUCACUGAGGACUUUUUUAAAACUCCUAAGGUGAAGGUUUCUUUCAGAAGGAAACAGGACCAAAGCCUAGCAAAGUCAGUAUUUAGAGAGCACAUUGAUGGGUUAAUCAAUCGUUUUUCACAAAAGUUGGAUCCAAUAGACUGGCAAACGUAUGAGCCGUACCUUUGGGAGAAUGAGAGACAGUCGUACCUUCGACAUGCAGUCCUCUUUGGGUUCUUCAUGCAACUGAAUCGGAUGUACACAGAUACUGUGCAGAAACUGCCUUGUAAUCCAGAGUCAAAUAUAAUGAGAUGCUCUACUGUUCCUCGUUUCAAAUACCUUCCAAUCAGUGCACCAGCAUUAUCUUCAAGAGGAACAACUAAGCCAUCAAUUCCAGCAGCUUCAGAUGAUAUCACUUCAAGAAAUACCUGGAAAGCCUACAGCAGUGGCGAGCUUUCACAAAAGAUGGAUUUGGAUGACAACUCAAGUUUUGGAGUAGCAGCACCUAUUUUGAAGUCUUUUAUGCAGGUUGGCAGCAGGUUUGGAGAGAGCACCUUAAAGUUGGGAUCCAUAUUAACUGAUGGGCAAGUAGGCAUAUUCAAAGACAGAUCAGCAGCUGCAAUGUCGACGUUUGGUGAUAUUUUACCUGCCCAAGCUGCAGGUCUUCUUUCAUCUUUUACAGCAACCAGAUUGGACUCUUGAUUUCUACUGGAUCCUUCUGUCCUCUUAUGUCCCCCAUAUAGCUGCGCAUGCUAUUUCCAUAAGAGCACUAAGAAAUCCUCCAAAGGAAGGUUAAAUAUCAGAGUGUUAAGUCACCUUGACCUAGUGGAAAGGUUAUACAAAUGGCGCGUAUAAAAGGAGUUGGAAAAUUCGGAGGUGAAGCAAGGGGCAUUGAAAGUUGUGGAGAAGUGAAAUAUGAACAAAAUGGAAAAUAAGGACGUUUGAAUGGUGCAAGUGGGAAUCGUAAGAAGCCAUUCUGUUUAUCAGUCUGUACUCGAUAUGAAGCCAUAAGACACUAUUGCAGUAUGAAGAAUAUUAGAGAUUGGUAUUUUGAAUUUUGUCUUGUAUAUAAGGAGGGACUAUUGUCUACCAAUAUUACGAAAAGGGCAAAAUUUUCUUAUAGUCCAGGGUUGAUAAUGGAGCUGAAUAUUUGUGGGGUCUUAAUUUUCUUUGGGUAGAAGGUGCUCCAUAUGGAAUGGUGGCAUUGGCUUGUGCAAAAGCUGUUUAGUUUGAAGAUUUUGGUUCUGCAGUCACGAGAGGCAUUCUUAAUUGAUUUGUUGGACUUAGUUGCAGGAAACCUUGGGAGUUAGGUUUUGGUUUUGGGGGAUGUUAGAUGACUGUCACAGCUAUCGGCUAUUUCAGAGCCUAUGCAGUGUAAAAGGUUUUUUUUUUUUUGAAAAGUAUAGAUUAGUAACCCUGGAGGCGUUUGCGGUUUUCCCCUUGAGUGAAUUGCUUUAGCUUGUACUGUAUCUGAUUCGUUACUCAGUUUAAAUAGACCGCCUGUGUAUUUUUCUCAUAUAUGCAAUCUUUGGAAUA